Brassica napus (rape) is the source of this 1332-nucleotide messenger RNA. RefSeq names its product F-box/LRR-repeat protein At3g58930-like. The coding region runs from base 1 to 1332 and encodes 443 amino acids. Gene Ontology annotation, molecular function: protein binding. The record is from RefSeq and is a predicted model, not a curated record. The transcript is spliced from 4 exons. NCBI's taxonomy places the organism in Eukaryota, Viridiplantae, Streptophyta, Magnoliopsida, Brassicales, Brassicaceae.
AUGGAUCGUAUUAGCGGUCUACCUGACGAGGUUCUUUGCCAUAUAUUGUCCUUCCUUCCGACAAAGCUUGCUGCUUUGACAUCUGUUCUGUCAACGAAGUGGCGCAAUCUUCUUGUGUUUGUCCCUAAUCUUGACAUCACUUGUCAUACUAAGAUCGUGCCAGUAGAUAGCAUUUAUUAUGGUAUUCCUAAGGAGAUUAUGUAUGGAACUAUGCUGAGCUUCAGGGGUUUUAUAGAUAGGGUAUUGGCUUUGCAGGGUGAUUCUUCCAUUAAGAAAGUCUCCCUCAACUGUAUAAACUAUGUUCAUCCAGAUCAUUUGGACCGUUGGAUAUGUAACGUGCUGCGUCGUGGUGUUUCAGAACUUGAAACUGCCAUCUAUGAUCAAGAUGGUGAUGAUGAUUUUAAUUAUCUUCUGCCUCAGGAGAUGUUCGUCAGUAGAACACUAGUCAAGUUGAAAUUAGGCAACUUUGAAUGGUGGCCUGGAGCUAAAGGAACUUUUUUACCAAAGCUUAAAACUCUAGUUGUUAACUUUUGGGAUUGUUCGGAUAAGCUUGAGAAGAUUCAUCCUGCUUUCCCUGUGCUUGAGGAAUUAUACAUAGAAAGCAUUACGUGGAAAGAUUCGGGUGACUCAGUGUCAAGUGCAAGCCUCAAGAGGCUCACUAUCCAUGCCAAUGGUUGUCAAAGCAUGGUAGCACAUAUUACAACGAGCAUGAGCAUUUCUUUUGAUACUCCAAGUGUGCUCUACCUUGAGUAUUCUGAUGAAGUUGCGAGCUACUAUCCGAAAGUUAACUUGCCAAAUUUAGUUGACGCAGUACUCGACCUUAAUAUACGUGAUUUUGAAUAUAUGAAGCUAGACAGAGAGCGAUAUGAUGAUGGGUUAAGGAACUAUGUUGUUCUGAGAUGUGGAAAUUUGUGUAAGCUCAUGACCGGCAUAGGAAAUGUGAAGACACUUACGUUUUCUUCUAACACUCUCGAGUUGUUUUUUAUAUGCUUUGAAUCGAUGCCAGCGUUCAACAACCUCAAAAUGUUACGAAUUAGUGGGAGUGUCCACCCAGUGGGAUGGCAAGCAAUGCCGGUUUUCUUACAGAACUGUCCACAUUUAGACACUGUACAAAUGGAGUAUCUCUGUGCUUGGGACUGCAUUUCCCUGGAAGAGAAAGGUGGUUGGCUCAUAUCUUGUCCAGAGAUGACGUUAUUUGCCGGAAGGGAUUAUCCUACAGAUAUCUUUGAUCUUGUUGUGAAGAUGGUGAAUCUAUGCAAUGGGAGUUACCGAGCUGUGGUGAAAAACGCUUCCUGGUGUGUGAUUCGCCCGAUAUAUGAAGUAGACUCGUAG